Messenger RNA from Helicoverpa armigera (cotton bollworm), 909 nucleotides. RefSeq lists its product as uncharacterized. The record is from RefSeq and is a predicted model, not a curated record. Lineage: Eukaryota; Metazoa; Arthropoda; Insecta; Lepidoptera; Noctuidae. Bases 138 to 761 code for a protein of 207 amino acids. The transcript has 6 exons.
AAAAUUCAUAUUGGAUGUUGUUUUUCGAAUCUGCUUAGUGCUGUGCGGGUUGUGUUCGUUGCAAGUUCAUGUGUUGGACAUUAAAAUAUUAAAUUGUUUUAUUUUUUUUGUUCAAUUCUGUGAUUUUUAAGCUAACAAUGAAGGUGCUACUAAUUCUCUCAGUCUACCUGGCCGUAGCUACCAGCUACCCAGUAGUCAAGACAUGGACUCUCUCAGCACUGUCGGAAGCCAUCGAGACUUCGAAAGCCGAACCUGGCAUGAUGCCGUACCUUGAAGAUGCCUUGAACCAGAUCAUGUAUGCUUUGUUUACUGGUACUAAUGAGAAAUUCAUCUUCGCAGUAAUACCAUCUCCUUCUGGCAAAGCUACAUGGACAUUUGAAGAGCUGCAAACCGCCCUGAGAGACCCUAAGACCAAGUCGGACUACAGGCCUGCAUUACAAGAAGCUAUCACCAUGAUACAGCAGAAGAAGGAAAAUGGAGAGGACAUGGAAUCGAUAGAAGUAGCAAUCCCAGCGUUGGACAUAUCGUCGUGGACUCCACUGGACCUUAACGAAGCGCUCAAGAGCCCUAACACGAGCUCCGACCUUAGGACUUACGUGGAGAAGGCACGCAAGGAACUGCAGGAAGCUUUAGAAAAGGGAGAAUCACGGGAUACCGUCUACAUGGUAACACCCGUAGGACUCAUCGCUCCGAAGAAAGACUACAUCGUCUCACGCAAGGCUUCGAAAUACCCCAUCAAGAAGACUAAGCAAGGAUUAUAAACUGGUUAACGCGGAGAUGGAUCGAGAUACACGAUAAAUGAUUUGCCGUUUAAGCAAUUUGGUGCCGUAUGAAGUGAUAAAUUGGAAUACGUCCUAGUAGUUUCUAAGUUUAUAAACGACAGCUUUUAAUAAAUGUGUCAUAAAAAUA